Molecule: messenger RNA, 11579 nt
Organism: Scophthalmus maximus (turbot)
Lineage: Eukaryota; Metazoa; Chordata; Actinopteri; Pleuronectiformes; Scophthalmidae
Gene: zzef1
Product: zinc finger, ZZ-type with EF hand domain 1
Exons: 54
Coding region: 142-9255 (3037 amino acids)
Biological process (GO): protein ubiquitination; regulation of synaptic plasticity
Cellular component (GO): postsynapse
Molecular function (GO): ubiquitin-like protein ligase activity; calcium ion binding; zinc ion binding
Source: RefSeq, a predicted model, not a curated record
CACGUCAAUGCGGUAGUAGUGAGCGGCAGAGUCCUCGCUGUAGGUUAAUGUUGGAGAGGUCCGACCGGCGCAACUGUCUCAAAACCGACGCCCAGCGGGCCGCGGGGAUCUUCGGGGCCGCCCUAGGUCGGUAACACUAUCAUGGGGAACGCGGAGAGCGGCUGCGGCGCAGGCAGCGGCGACGAGGAAGACGUAGAAACGGAGAGCCCCGGCUUCGCGGAAGACAGUCCGGCCUCUGCGGCCACUGGCGGCGCCGUUGGAGGCGGCGGAGGCUCCGGUUCCGGCAGGAGCGGAAGGGGGCCGAGCAACCCGCCCGUGCCCACCGGUGGACCGCCGAGCCCCGAGGUGCUCCUGGAGCAAGUGAAACUGAGGGAGGCGGCGGCCCGUAUCAGCGACUCGGGGGUCGCCAUUCAGGAGUCCGUGCUGGCCGGCAAUGAGGGUGUGCUGGUGCGGUGGCUGGAGGACCGGUUGAACCGGGGAGAGGAGUCCGUCAAUGUGGAGCAAUUCUGCGAGAUGUUGGAGAGCCGCGACGCCCCGAGAGAUGAAUGCGAAGAGGCUUUUGGACAGUUCGAUGCAGAGGGGGAUGGGGUGGUGGACGUAGAGUGCAUGCUGAUUGCUCUGAAGAACUCCAAUGGAGCUAAUCUACAGGGAGAGCUGAGUCAUGUGAUAAGACAGCUACAGGCGUGCUCCCUAACCCCAGGUUUUGUUGACAUAUUCUCCAAGACCAAAGACCGGCUAGGGGCACACGCCUCUAAGAUCCUUAAGUUUUUACACAGGAAUCGUAUUCCCAGCAGUGCCAUCCCUUUCCCCGUCUUAGAGGGCUACAACAGUAUUUGCACCAUGAGGUCCAGUGUGGUCCAGGACUUCUUGGAAUUCUUCUUGCAGAAGGAGAAAGAUUUAGAUAUCCAGUACAGAGCCGAGCUGGACCGUGAUCCAGAGGUUGACAAAGUCAAGGUGGUCACACAGUGCUACAGCACAAUAGAAGCUUCAUCCAAUGUUUCUGAAAUCUACAAGAUGACAAAUGGAGAGACUGCAUCUUUCUGGCAGUCAGACGGCAGUGCACGCUCACACUGGAUUAGAUUGAAAAUGAAGCCCGAUGUGGUUUUGAGAAGACUGGCCAUUGCUGUGGCUUCAAAUGACCACAGCUACAUGCCUCAGCUGGUCUCAGUGGCUGUGGGGAAAAACCGGCGUUCGCUGCAGGAAAUCAGAGACAUACGCAUCCCCAGCAAUGUCACAGGCUACGUAGCUCUACUGGAGAAUGCAAACAUCACACACCCCUACAUCCAAAUCAACAUUAAGCGGUGCCUGAGCGAUGGGUGUGACACACGGAUUCAUGGCUUGAAGACUCUUGGCUAUCAGAUUACCAAGAGUAAAGAGGUGUCUGUUUCGGAUGCUUCGGCCAUCUGGUACCUGUCUCUCCUCACCUCCUUGGUCACUGCCUCCAUGGAGACAAACCCUGCACUGGCUCAAACCGUCCUUCAGAGCACACAAAAAGCCUUACGGCACAUGCCGCCGCUGUCCCUAACACCUUCGUCCACCGAGUUCCCCAAGUUCUUCUCUUUGAACAUCCUUGAGGAGGUGGAUGGAUUUCUUCUCAGGAUAGCUGACUGCUGUGUGAGUCCUAAUGCUGAACUGACACUCCUGGCCUUCGCUCUAGCCAGAGGCAGCGUGGCAAAAGUGCUGCAGGCCUUGUCCUGCCUCAGCGAUCAUUUAGAGACAGAGUACAAGGCCUCCUCCCUCAUCGCGUCUAUGGGCUCCGUUAGGCUGCGACUCCUCUACCGCAACGGGAAGCCCCUCCAGCUGCACCUACAGGCCUGUGACGUGAAGAGUAAAGAGGAGAAAUCGGGACCAGAGAACAUGCUCACAGAAUCUUCCCUUGGAGACGGUUUUCUCACAGAGAGCGGCAGGAAGAAAGCCAGUGUGAUCCUGUCGACAGAGGACCAGAGCAACUUCCAGGUCACUCAGAUGAAGAUCAAAGUGCGAAAAGGAGCCAUUGGUGCAAAAUGCGGUUUGGUGUUUGCAUACAAAGAGGAAAACCCUUUUGAUGCAGAGAAACAUUUCAAGAGGUUCAAAAAAUAUGACGCGUGGGACUAUAAGGACUACAAAGAGUUCGUACAAGACAAUGUGAGGAUUCCAGCACAGUCCGAGGACGAGCCGAUUGGCUGGUUUGAGCUUGAGGAGGACUGGAACGACGUGGAGAUCAAGCUGCAGCAGUGUCGAGUUGCAAAGUUCCUGAUGGUGAAAUUGCUCUGCACCAGGCAGGACUCCGCUGAGCGCCUCGGUGUGCAGGCCAUCAGCUUCAGUGGCUACCUGUGCCCCGGGGCAGAGAAGCUGGGAGACCUGGAUGACCUCAGUUCAGAGGGAGAAAGCAUUGACCGCGACACCGUCACCGGCCUUUGUCUACUUAACAAGACCCUGUUCUUCAUUCAACAGCUUACACGUGACAUGGAUGCCUCUCACUUCAAGCAGAAGUAUCUCCUUGACUUCAGUGGCCUCAGCCUCAACCUUUUCUGGAACUUCUAUAGAAAACUCAGGGAGAUUGACGGGGAGGAGGUGUUGAAGAGCAGAGUUCUGCUGCUCCAGCUGAUGCAGAACUGUUUCCCCAUGCUGCCCAACCCUCUGGAGUCCCACGGCCCAGAGGAGAGCAGCGGGCCCGAUGAGGGAGCCACAGCAGCCGCUUGUCCAUCCACGUCCAGCAGUGCAGAGCCACUGAAUGACUCUGUCAGGGCCGUGUCAGAGCUCUACACUCACCUCUGCCUAAUUGUGGAUGGUCCAGAAGGGGAAACUUUGGUGGAAAAAGCUUUGCACAAGGAAGCAGUCAAGGCCAUUCUCAAUGGAGCUGCUGUUUUCUUCCCUGAUAAACACGUCCGGCGGGACAAACUCUUCCACAUGAUGAAACAUAUUACUGAAGAGGAUCAGCCAGAGUCAGUAAAGGUGACGUUUGCAUCACUUUGUAAUUACUUCAGUGACCAGGAUCCGAGUGGCCUCCUCCUGCUCCCACCUAAAGGAGCUCCCUCAGACUUUGAUAUCAGCCCCAUACUGUCAGUCAUGGAGACACUGCUACUGGUGGCAACAAGAGAGUGUGAAGUCAUGAUUGUGGAUGAGAGCAGUGGAGCCAGCAGGGCGGUGUUGUUGUCCUUGUUCUGGGCACUGCAGGGUAGUCUGCUCUCCUGGUGCUACCUGCAGCUCAAAGGAGGAACUUCCACAGCUAUCGCUAUGGAGUUGGCGAGAGAUAUACUACUAAAAUAUGUGGAUCAGUUCUUGGAAAGCAUCAAGGCGAUCCUUGGUUCCCUGCUGAAGCGAUACACCAGUGCGGAAAUCACCGACAAACUUGGCAGCUCCAUCCUAGCCACAGUCUUCAGACAACUGAUGAUCUUCCUCCUGGAGCUGUGCUCUUUGGACAUCCCUCACAGUGUGCUGCUGAAGAGCUUCUCCUCUCUGGUCGAGCUACUCAAAGGCCUAUCCAGUGACACUGGAGACAUAUUUUCUAAGGGGGAUCAGGAGAGCUGGCACCAGCCGCAGCAGCCGGUUGUGCUGAGGAACUGGAAGAUGGAGUCGCCUCACAACUAUGAGAACAGCCGCCACGAGACCAGCAUCUUCGCCUGCCCUGGCGCUACCUCCUUCGAGGUGGAGUUUGAUGAACGCUGUGAGACCGAGAAAAGAUACGACUACCUAGAGUUCACAGAUUCCAGAGGUGGCAAGGUCCGCUAUGAUAUGAAAGUUGGAUCGGAGAAGUGGCCAAAGAAAGUGACAUUUGACGCUGGCCCUCAGCUCCAGUUCCUCUUCCACUCUGACAGCAGUAAUAACGAAUGGGGAUACAAGUUCACCGUGACAGCCCUGGGUCUGCCAGACAUCACCAUUUCUUGGAUGUCGGACUUGCAGCUGCUGGUGGCUCGCCUGAUGGGUCGACUUGCAUCUAGAACUCUGGCACUGAAAUCCCCUCAUGAGGUACGCACUAUAAAAGAGCUUCCAUCGGGGAAAAUGUCCCAUGUUCAGGCGUCUCCUUUAUGGAAACCCAUCCUGCGACAUGGACUGUGUGAAAUAACCAAUCAGACUAAAACACCCACAGAGCAGACAAACACAUGGUCUUUUGAGGAGUUAAAGAGCUUCCUGGAGGACUUUGCUCGAUGGAACCCCUCUCAGGAACUGACGGACAGUAGAACGGAGCUGAUGAGGAAACUCAUGCACUCCUGCAAAAAACAGACAUUGAGGAAUGAGAUAGCUGCCGGGUCAAAGACGGAUCAAGCCGUGAAUUCCAUUUGGGCAGCCAUGGUGUACCACACGCCAACCCUCAACCAUGCCCUGAAGACCUAUGUUAAUCAGGACUGCAAGUCCUGUCUAAGUGAAGAGUUCGUGCUGGUGUAUUCAUUAGCAGACAGCAUCAGAACGUGGAUGCUGGAGAUGAAGCAGAGAUACCUUGUAGGCAAGAUGAAUGUUCCUGAUGACAAAGAAGGGGUUCCCGAUGAGGUUACCAUGGAUACAUUAGCUGAGAUGUGUAUUGAGAAGAGCCUCUUGCUGUUCAGAUUUGCCCCGUGUGGAGUCACAUGCCAGGACACUGACUCUUUCAAAGCAGCAGAGGGCAGCAGUGCGCCACUCUUCCGCUCAAGUUCGAUCUCGGAAGGGGAUUUCCAGGCCAGCUCCUCUCCGGGACCUCAGAAUGCAGGCGCCGAGGAAGGUGGCGAGGCCAGGGUAGGACAGUGCAACUCUCCCGGUGCCCAAGCCCAAAUUCCAGCUUCUUGUGGACACAGUAAGCAAGGUCACAGAGGCUCCACGGAGAGCCUUUCACCCCAGCCAGGAGAGCCAGCCUCGCCCUCUGCCUUGCCCCGUAAACCCCCAUUCAGUCGAGCACGCCUACGCCUUCUGUCCUGUCGAUCUAUAGAAGAGCCCCGCAUGACCUCAUCUAUCAAGGAUCGCUACCCAAUACUCAAACACAUCGUAAACUUUAUAAGGGACCAGGCUCUCACAACUGCAAGCAUUCUGCAGACACUGUCCCUGAACAAAGCCCAGGCUCUGAGUGUGUGCAAGGUCCUGGAGAUGGUUCAGCAGUGUUUGCAUUCCCUGGGAAAGCCACACCUCUUCCAAGCCCCCUGCAUCUUGUUCCUACAGGAGCUGCUGGCAUGUCAGAAAGACUUCACCAGUUAUUUCUCCCAGUUGUCAGACAGUGGGCAGAAGCUCGGAGAGGAGGUGAGGCGUUCCUACCAUCACUUGGUGCUCAUGCUUGUGGAGGCGGUACAAGGCUUCAGCAGCCUCAAUGAGAAAGCUCUGCUGCCAGCCCUGUCAUGUGUGCAGACCUGCUUGCUGCACCUUCUCGACAUGAGCUGGGAGGUUCACGACCUACCUCUCUUUCUGAACAUCGAGCUUCCUGACCUCCUGCUCAGCAUGUCCCAGGAGAACAUCAGUGUUCACGACAUUGCCAUCAGUCAAUGGACGGAGGAAGACGAGAUUGCAGACUACAAGAAGAACCAGGAGUGGAUGGAUGAGUGUAUGGAUGGGAUGUUUGAGAAGUGGUACGACAAAAUCGACGAGGAGGACUCCAUGGAGGACAGGAGAAAGAUGCACAUGUUCAUUGCACGCUACUGUGACCUGCUCAAUGUUGUCAUCUCCUGCGACGGUUGCGAGAGGAUGGCACCGUGGCACCGCUACCGAUGUCUGCAGUGCAUGGAUAUGGACCUCUGCAAGACCUGCUUCCUCAGUGGUGCCAAGCCCGAGGGCCACGAGGACGACCACGAGAUGGUGAACAUGGAAUAUGCCUGUGACCAUUGCCAGGGCCUCAUUGUAGGCAGCAGGAUCAACUGCAACGUGUGUGAAGACUUUGACUUGUGCUUUGGGUGUUACAACUCUAAGAAGUAUCCUGACAGCCAUCUGCCCACCCACCGGAUCACAGUCUACCCCAUGGUGACGAUACGAAUCAGCGACCGCCACCGCCUGAUCCAGCCCUACAUCCACAACUACUCCUGGCUCCUGUUCGCUGCUUUGGCCCUAUACACAUCCGAACUGAGCAGUGAGAAGAAGAUGGAGGGAGAGUCGUUGGACAGCAACGUGUUGAGCCAGGCCUCCGCCCUGCAGACACACUGCUCCCAGCUCAUCACUGCGUGCUUGCUUAAGGGCCAGACUGGCAAAGGUCUACGUUCGUCCGCUUUGCUCGCUCUGCUGUCCUCCAACGAAUCGGCUUCUGACAGUGAGCUGUGUCCAGUCUCCCCGGAGUCCUCUCAGGAGCUGAGUACCGCGACUGACACCUCCUCUCUCCCUGGCAGCACUGCAGCAAUCUGCUCCCCGUCAUCUCCCAGGGACAAGAAUAAACCAUCUAAGGAGAAAAAGGCAAAGGAGUUGGGCUCUCCUCCCCCUGCUCCUCCACAGGUGUUGUGCCCCCCAAGCACUGGAGAUGGAGAGAAAAAGAAGCUGGUCACUCAGGACACCCUGGAUUCCCCAAGUCUGAGCCAGACACCCUCUGUGUCCAGCGAGGACCCUCUCUCUCCUAUGAUCAGACCUUCAGAAUCUGGACCAUGCACAGUCAACUCCCCAGCAUCGUACGUUGUCAAGGAGACAGAUGAGAGGCUGCCGCAGGUUCCCCUCCAGGAGCAUGUGUUUUCAGAAUGCUCCAGAGAGAGGAUCUUGGGACUACUAGCAGCCAUGCUGCCACCAGCCAAGCCUGGCAGCACCCUCUGUCUGCCCAGUCUGAGUUCCAUCCUGCCCCAGCUUUUCAGGGCAGUCAUUUCCAACGCCGGCUCCCUGAAUGAGGCCUUCCACCUCACCCUGGGACUACUGGGUCAGCUGCUGCUGCGAAUCCCUCCAAUGGAGGCCGACAUUGCUGUCACAGAGGCCCUGGCUGACAAAUAUGAGUUGCUGACACAAGGAGAGGGCGGCACUUCUGACACUGAGGGUUGGAGGACCACUCAGCUGCUGUUCAGCCUGGGAGCCGUCUGUUUAGACAGUCGUAUCGGUCUCGAUUGGGCGUGCACGGUUGCAGAUAUUUUGCACAGUCUGAAUGCUUGUCCUGAGUGGAGACCAGUCAUCGCUGCCUUCACCGACCACUGCGUUCAGCAGCUGCCACGGACUCUCAAACGCACCAACCUCUUCACUCUGCUGGUGCUGGUGGGCUUCCCCGAGGUGCUGUGUGUGGGCACACAGACGGUGUUUAUCGACAACGCCAAUGAACAGCACAACAUGAUUUUGCUCAAGCACUUCACAGAAAAGAACCAUGCUGCGGUGGUGGACGUCAAAACGCGCAAGAGGAAAACAGUGAAGGAUUACCAACUCAUCCAGUCUCAGGACUCCACUACAGCCAGCCUCCCAGGGCAGACCGAGGACCAGGGAUGCCCAAAGACACUUCUUAGCCCCUACUUGAGCAAUUUCACCUCCAUCAUCGGCCACCUGCUUCAGACCAGUCAGGAUAAUGGCUCUCCUGAUGCUGUGGAGGCUUCCUGGGUCCUGUCCUUGGCCCUUAAAGGCCUCUACAACACUCUCAAGAAACACGGUGUGGAGCAAGCUCAGAACGCCAUCCAGCAGUCGGGACUGACACAGCUGCUGGUGAGGAAGUGCAGCAAAGGGACGGGCUUCAGCAAGCUGUGGCUGCUGCGAGAUCUCGAGAUCCUCUCUAUCAUGCUGUACUCCUCCAAGAGGGAGAUCCACUCCAUGGCCCAGGACCCUGAGCGAGACCAAAGGGAGCAGGAGAAGGAGCACGACUCGGACCACUCCAGUUGCUGCGCUGACGACGCCGACGUCAACAGGCCCGACCCCUUAGAGGGUCUCGAUGAGGAGACAAAGAUUUGCUUCCAGAUCACCCAUGAUGCCUUAAAUGCCCCUUUGCCCAUCCUGCGGGCUAUGUACGAGUUGCAGAUGAAAAGAACUGACUCUUUCUUCCUGGAGGUGCAGAAGAGAUUUGAUGGAGAAGAGAUAAAAACAGAUGAGACAAUCCGUACGCUGGCUCAGAAGUGGCAGCCUAGCAGGCGGCCUCGCUCUGAGGAGAGGAACACCAAGGCUGUUGACACGGAUAUGAUUGUGGUCUCCUGCGUUUCUAAACCCAGUCACUGUGAAAAGGCCACCGAGGAGCUCAACGUAGUGGCCCAGAAGCUCAUCACCAACUCGGAGAGUGACUUGCAACUCAGCUACGCCAAGCAGAGGCGCACCAAAAGCUCAGCUCUUUUGCACAAGGAGCUGGAUGUGCGCAGCAAUCGGGCGGUUCGCCAGUAUCUGGUGAAGGUCAACCAGGCCAUCGCAACGCUGUAUGCACGCCACGUGCUGGCCUCGCUGCUGGCUGACUGGCCUGCAGAGGCUGCCUUGAGCGAGGAGGCCCUGGAACUGAGUGGUGCUUCACACAUGGCCUACAUCCUGGACAUGUUGAUGCAGCUAGAGGAGAGGCCGCUCUGGGAGAAGAUUCUCCAGAGGGUGUUGAAGGGUUGCAGCCAGAGUAUGCUGUGCAGUCUGUCUCUCACCGGCUGCCAGUUCAUGGAGGAGCCAGGUAUGGCCGUACAGAUCAGAGAGUCCAAACACCCCUAUGACAACAACACCAACUAUGAGGACAAGGUCCACAUCCCAGGGGCUAUCUACCUUUCCGUCAAAUUUGAUUCCCGCUGCUACACAGAGGAAGGCUGUGAUGAGCUCAUCAUGUCCAGUAGCAGUGAUUUCCUCCAGGAUGUCCACAAUUUCAGCGGCUCUCCUCAAAAAUGGUCAGAUUUUGAGAUCCCUGGUGAUACCCUGUACUACAGAUUUAUGUCUGACAUGAGCAACACGGAGUGGGGCUACAAGUUCACGGUGACAGGAGGCCACAGAGGAAGAUUCCAGACAGGGUUUGAGAUACUGAAGCAAAUGUUGGCUGAUGACCAAGUGCUCAGUCAGCUGCCACUGGCCGACAUAUGGGAGUGGCAGGUCGGCGUGGCCUGUCGCCAGACUGGGAACCAGAGACUCAAAGCCAUCCACUUGUUGCUCCGCCUUCUGCAGUGUCAAUCCGAGACAGCCUGUGAGCUGACGCUGCUGCGACCUCUGUGGCAGCUCUUCAUGUCUAUGGAAAACACCCUGAGCCAGGAUCCCACCAGUAUCACUGUGCUACUGCCGCUUCACAGAGCCCUCACCGAACUCUUCUUUAUCGCAGAGGCCCGGGCCAUUGCAAAGAGCAUCCUCCAGGAGUACUUAUUGGCCAUGACCACUGACGAGCAGCUCCUCAAUCACACUGCGAUGGCUCUGAAGAACAUCGCUGCCAUCAGCCUGGCGAUAAAUUACCCCAAUAAAUCUACCAAGCUACUCAACAUGUCCUCCUGAGCGAUCUGCUGAGGGGAGAAGAGGAGAGCAACCUGAAGGGGACACGUCCUGACUCGGCUCGUUCACUCCUGAACAAGGAACAGAGAGGAGAGGUGAAGGAGGAAAACCUCUCUGACCACCCAGUGCUUACCUUCUAACAGGACCCCCACCCUCCACGCUCUUAACUCACUGAAGUACUGUGGACAUGAGCUGCGGUGGUGGUGGGGAACUCACAGAGCACUUUCCACACUUACUCACAAUCCUUUUUGCCUUACGUGAAUCCAGUAUAUCAGCAUGUCCUUUCACUGGAACAGGAACGAUACAUAUUUAGUUUUUUUGUUUUUUACGUUUUUACUUGAAGACGCCAGGCCUAAGGACACAAAUUGUGCCAAAUUAGCAACCUUCACAACCUUUUUCUCCCCCCUUCCUAAACAGCAGCCAUUUUGGGUUACAUAACAAAAAAAACGGGUCACCUUGGCAACUUGCAUAUCUCAGUGGACACGUAGAGCAUCCUAAAAAUACAGUCCAGGACGGUGGAGUCUCAUUAGUCACCACAGGGAGAAAGUAGUGACCUACUAGCUCAUUCCACUCUUUCCCUUCGUCUUUCUUGUCCUUUCAUCUAUACUUCCUUUCCUCCGACACACCUCUCCACAUCCACCCUUUUGCUUUUCAGACAUCCGAAAGUAGAUGAUGGUAUUUUACAAGACUGUUGUUUAAAAGUAGGAUCAGUACGUCGCCAUAGAUUAUCCUUAACAUCUAUCUGAUGAUCUGCAAUUUGUAAUGAGAACUAAGCCCCACUUUUCCGAGCUGGGGACAGUUUGAUCAGGGCUGAAAAGGACGAAGAUGAUGCUCACAUAGCCAUAAUCUUUGCAUAGGAUGACAAUUGACAUUACAGCAGAGGGAAAACUGUGAUAAUACGAAAAGUGAAAGAAAUCAAACGUCAAAUGAUGUUCAUGGAAAUGAAUAACGGCAAAGUUGUCAUGGGGACCUCCUGGACUUUUGCUUUUAUCCACAGAUUUAUUUAUUCACUGUUUUAUUUAACGUUUAGUUAAGUUUCAGCCAUUACUGAAGGAUCCUGGGUUUUUUUCAGUAACAGCAAAGCUGUUUCAUAAAUCAUAGUCUAUUACACUAUGAUUUCCCCACUACCUUGUGCAUGGUAGUAAAUGCAAGAAUAACACGAAUACCUUUAGCAGAGCAGAUGCCGCUGAUUCCCACUGAUACACCGAUGGACAGUCACAUCCCUUAUGAAACUAAUUGUUAAUGAUUGAAGCUGAUCCACUGAGACACAUAAAGGUGACUGUAGAAUAGACACGUAUUCCACUUGUUCACCAGUGACACAUCUAUUACUCAGUAGUGCUGAGACAGUUGGAUUCUUAAAUACUUAAUUACCUCAUGUUUUGUAAUUUCACAGAUAAUGAGUGUGACGCUUCCUUAGGUGUUGAAUGUGACUUUUGAUCACACCACAUGAAACUCCACACGCGAUGAAGCUGAAAUCCAGCCGUAGCCACAUCUGCAUCAGUCACAUGUACUGUCCCACUUCACGUUAAAAGAAGGCAUCGGGUUUUCGUCUGUCGAUAAGCUUCAAAGCGAGAGCGAGUAAACGGGGUUUUGUCUUUCCGAUCGUCACUUGCAUUAGUUCCGGAUGAGGAGAUUAUUUUAGCUGUAGGAGAUCAUUCUGGUUUUAUACCAAAGAAACCCAUCGUUGUGAGCCAUGUGACACCUCUGACCGAGAGUUCCCCUUCUGUUCAUCACAUAUCAGAUAGCCACCCUGUGAGAAGCUCGAGCAGAGGAAACCUUUAGACUUUGUUCUGUUUUUUUACUCUUACUUUUGAACUGGUCCCCACAAGGACCAUAUGAUAGCUCAGUGGUUUUGUUUACACAUACGUCAGCUGCAUUGAGGAAAGAGGAAGAGAUACAUUUCCUCCAUUUUGGCUUCUACGACGCCUCGCCUAUCUACAACGUGCCUAUGUUUGAAAAUGAAGCAAUCAUAAUUUAUCUCAUGUUAGUGGAAUAGUUUAAAUUCUAUUUUAAAGAGAAGUAUAUUGUUUCAUUUGAAGUUUUUUGUAAAUUUUUACUUUUAACGUUGAUUUCAUUUCACGAGGACGCUUGAUAUUUGAAGCUGACUAAUUUGAAUGUACAUAUCUGUGAAUAUGACCUGCACAAAAGAGAGAGACUUUGAUAUCUACCCCUUACGAAUAUAAACUUUAUUGGGCACUAACAGAUGGACACUGAUGUUGAUUUUGUAUGCAUGGCACAUUGAAGGUAAGAAAAAAAAAAAGGAAAAAGUACGGCUUGGGUUGAUUUGUGAUUCGUUUCUAAUUAAAAUAGAAAUUACUUAACUAAAA